Messenger RNA from Chrysoperla carnea, 1077 nucleotides. It is a transcript of the gene mRpL15, whose product is annotated as 39S ribosomal protein L15, mitochondrial. The transcript has 4 exons. The coding region runs from base 157 to 1041 and encodes 294 amino acids. Lineage: Eukaryota; Metazoa; Arthropoda; Insecta; Neuroptera; Chrysopidae. Gene Ontology annotation, molecular function: structural constituent of ribosome. Gene Ontology annotation, biological process: translation. Gene Ontology annotation, cellular component: mitochondrial large ribosomal subunit. The record is from RefSeq and is a predicted model, not a curated record.
CCUUCAUGAGUGGAAUAGUUAAAAAAAUAGUUUGAACGCUUAGUGGAACGCACCUAUAGUGAUAAUAUUGCAAACAAAACCUCAAAACUUACUAACGAAAAAGAAUGAAAAUAUAAUUUGAAUAAGAUACAAUUAAACGCAAUAUAAUUUUUCAUCAUGUCUGUUUCAAAUGUUUCACAAAAAGCGUUGCAUUUGCUAAAAGGUUUACCAAGAGUUAAUUUAGGAAACAUACGAGAUAACCCUGGUUCUAAAAAGAAUACUAAACGAGGCCGGGCCCAGCAUGGAGGUGAUAAACAUGGGGCAGGAAAUAAAGGAUCAGGACAACGACAAAAUUAUAUGCGAUUAGGAUAUGAGACUGGAAAUCAUCCCUUUUAUUUAAGAUUCUCAUACGAAAAUUAUUACAAAGGACAUCAUUUAAGAAGACAAUAUCCUCCAAUUACAAUGCAUCAAUUACAAACACUUAUCGAUACGAAUAGAAUUGAUACUUCAAGACCGAUCGAUCUUUGUUCGCUAAUGGGAACUGGCUUAUUUAAUUUACAUCCAGAUCAACAUCAUUUUGGAUUCAAUUUAACAUCAGAAGGAGCUGAUAACUUCAAGGCAAAAAUUAAUAUUGAAGUUCAGUAUACGGACGAUUUAUCGAUUGCAGCUAUAGAACGAAAUGGCGGAUCUAUCACCACAGCUUAUUAUGAUGUUCAUAGUUUAUUUUGUAUGUUAAAUCCACAAAAAUUCUUCGAAAAAGGUGUUCCAAUACCUAGACGAAUGAUACCACCGCAAGACGCUAUAGAAUAUUACACUGAUCCUGAAAAACGUGGUUACUUAGCAGAUCCAGAUAAGAUUUCUCAAGAACGAUAUACUCUUUCACAAAAAUUUGGAUAUACUUUGCCAAAAAUUGAAAACGAUCCCGACUAUGAAAUGUUAAUACAACGAAAAGAUCCACGUCAGAUUUUUUAUGGAUUACAACCUGGAUGGGUGGUCAGUUUACGAGAUAAAGUAAUUUUAAAAUCUAAAGCUCCACAUUUGGAAUCGUACUAUGCAAAUUAGUUUUGUUUUGUUAAAUGUUAUUGUAAUUUUAUGUAA